Molecule: messenger RNA, 2020 nt
Organism: Rhinolophus ferrumequinum (greater horseshoe bat)
Lineage: Eukaryota; Metazoa; Chordata; Mammalia; Chiroptera; Rhinolophidae
Gene: SERPINB12
Product: serpin family B member 12
Exons: 9
Coding region: 219-1496 (425 amino acids)
Biological process (GO): negative regulation of endopeptidase activity
Molecular function (GO): serine-type endopeptidase inhibitor activity
Source: RefSeq, a predicted model, not a curated record
AAUUGAGUGUUUGAGGCUUGUCUUCUAAGUUUCGCAAUGGCAUAGCCUAUGUAACUCGUUGCUGGGUGCCACUGGAGAAACAUGAUGCCCAGACACAAAGAAUUGCAACAGGAUGAAAGAGCCACAGGGAAAAAUACAAGAAAGGUUGUGCAUUGAAACUUACCUGGCCAUCUGUUAGCAGCGACUCUGAAGGCAAGAAGACUGGCAUCAGUUUCACGAUGGAUUCGCUCAUUGCAGCAAACACCAAUUUUUGCCUCCGUCUUUUCCAAGAGAUAAGCAAAAAUGAUGGUCAUAAAAACAUCUUCUUCUGUCCUCUGAGCCUCUCAGCUGCCCUCAGCAUGGUCCUUCUGGGGGCCAGAGGUGACAGUGCACGUCAGAUCGACCAGGUACUACACUUCAGUGACUUUUCCCAGAAUAGAAGCGAAGAACCUGAUCCCUGUCUGAAGUACAAACAACAAAAAGUGCUGGGUGACAGCGCUCAGGAAGGGCAGAAAGGAAAGACAGAGCGUGUGACGCUGCAGGAGGAAUCUUCAAGUAAUGAUGUUGGAUUUCUCAGUUGCCACUUCGGGCAACUUCUCUCCAAAUUAGAUACGAUCAAAGCUGAUUGCACCAUGAGUAUUGCUAGCAGGCUUUAUGGAGAGCAGGAAUUUCCGAUCCGUCAGGAAUACAUAGAUGGUGUGAGUCAGUUUUACCACACAACGAUUGAAAGUGUUGAUUUCCGGAACGACACUGAGAAGUCCAGGCAAGAGAUUAACUUCUGGGUUGAAUCUCAAUCCCAAGGUAAAAUCAAGGAACUCUUCAGCAAGGACACCAUUAACAAUACAACUGUGCUGGUGCUGGUGAAUGCUGUUUACUUCAAGGCCAAAUGGGAAAAAUAUUUCGAAAGUGAAAACACCGUUGAUGCACCUUUCUCUCCAAAUGAGAAUGCAAAGAAGACUGUGAAGAUGAUGAAUCAAAAGGGCAUGUUUAGAAUCGGCUUCAUAGACGAGCUGAAGGCGCAGAUCCUUGAGAUGCCAUAUGCCAAGGGGAAGCUCAGCAUGUUUGUCCUGCUGCCAUCUUGGUCUGCAGAUAACCUGAAGGGCCUGGAGGAGCUUGAAAGGAAUAUCACCUAUGAAAAAAUAGUGGCCUGGAGCAGCUCAGAAAAUAUGUCAGAAAAAAGAGUAGCCAUCUCCUUCCCCCAGUUCACCCUGGAAGACAGCUACGAUCUCGUUCCAAUUCUACAAGACAUGGGCAUGACAGAUAUCUUCGACGAGAAGAAGGCUAAUCUUACUGGAAUCUCUCCAAACCCCAAUUUGUACCUGUCAAAAGUUGUCCAUAAAACUUUUGUGGAGGUGGAUGAAAAUGGCACACAGGCCGUCGGAGCCAGUGGAGCUGCCGGCUCAGUAAUGUCUGCCCCAUCCUGGGAGACGUUUAAUGCUGAUCACCCCUUUCUCUUUUUCAUCAGACACAACAAAACCCAAACCAUUCUCUUUUAUGGUAGGGUCUGCUCUCCUUGAAAUGAGCACACUGUCCAGUACCUGAGGGCUGGGAGAAAAUUGGCAAUGCAGUCUUAUCCCAGUAGAACAUGGGCAUUUGCAUUUUUGCUAAUAUCUAAAAGUCGACCGAAUUCUCCUCUACAUGGGUGAUCUCUCUGUGAUGUGAGAGACGAGUUCCAUGUUCUUCACACAGGCUUGGUUAUGGAACAAAAGAAUUUCUCAUUGGUAAGGCGAGGCAGUUUGAGGUAGCUCUUCCAAUCCUGACCCAGAGUGCACGUCCCACAGGUCAAAUGUACCUCAGAUAAUCAAAUGCUUAGUUUCUCCUGUGGUUCCUUUUGGGGUUGAUGUUUUGAGGGCUGAUUUCAUGCUAACAUGGCAUUCCUACCGCACACUGAGCUGGAUAACCAUGACCUAUAUCAAGGUCUGGCAUUGGCCAGUAUUGUUUAUGUUCUUAUUCUUUUCCUUGAUGAACAAAUCUUCUCAUUUGUACUGGGAUUUCACAGAAUUUUAAUUACAGGGGGAUAAUGUAUCUAUUUACAAAAUGA